This is a messenger RNA of Oryza brachyantha (malo sina), 718 nucleotides long. RefSeq lists its product as uncharacterized. The record is from RefSeq and is a predicted model, not a curated record. The transcript is spliced from 2 exons. The coding region runs from base 237 to 695 and encodes 152 amino acids. NCBI's taxonomy places the organism in Eukaryota, Viridiplantae, Streptophyta, Magnoliopsida, Poales, Poaceae.
GCGGUGCCAUGCAGCAGCAUUCCUUGGUCGGUCGGUCCUCGAUCUCCUUCCCUGUGUUGCCACCGCGCUCCCCCUCCCGCGUGUCAACACGCCAUUACUUGCAUCCCUCAUCGUCUACAAUUGCAUCUGCAGAGCAUAGGGAGCAGUAAACUGGAGCAGCACUGCUCUGAUCUGAGGAUGAGCUCCAGUCACUCUGAGAACUCUCUGCUGCUCUGCGAUCUGCUAGCUCUUGUUCCAUGGCCGCACGAGCACUGGCCGCCGCCGCCGCCGCUCGCCGGAUGGCUGGACACACCGGCGGCUCCCCUCUUCUUGCCUCCUCCAGGAGAGGAGGAGCUCAGUCCCUGAAUCACUCAAGCAGCGCGCAAGCCCAGCUGGAGGAGCAGAAGAGCAUCCACGACGGCGUCGCCGGGGAGCAGGUGGAGGCCGCGCUGAACCGCAAGAACGUGGAGGUGCUGCCGGACGAGAUGGUGGACGCGCUGGAGGGCGGCCCGGAGGACGCCUGGGUGCCCGACCAGGAGACCGGCGUGUUCGCCCCCGCCGACGAGGCCGUCUCCUGCACCGAAAGCCUCAGCCACGGCGCGGCGGCCGGCGGCUCGUCGGUGCUGGACCAGUCCGUGUUCGUCCGCGAGGAGGACAUGGAGGACGUCGAGAGGCCGGCCGUCGACAUGGCCGCCGCCAAUCGCAAGGCGAAAUGAACAAGCCUAGCUCAGGCUUAGCC